Myxocyprinus asiaticus (Chinese sucker) is the source of this 6812-nucleotide messenger RNA. RefSeq names its product protein spire homolog 1-like. Gene Ontology annotation, molecular function: actin binding. The record is from RefSeq and is a predicted model, not a curated record. NCBI's taxonomy places the organism in Eukaryota, Metazoa, Chordata, Actinopteri, Cypriniformes, Catostomidae. Gene Ontology annotation, biological process: establishment of meiotic spindle localization; intracellular transport; actin filament polymerization. The transcript has 17 exons. The coding region runs from base 119 to 2317 and encodes 732 amino acids. Gene Ontology annotation, cellular component: cell cortex; cytoplasmic vesicle membrane.
CACAAACAGCACUGAUCAGCAGCUCAUCCAUACCUCUCUCCAUGACCGCAGGUGGUGACGCCGUCUGUGCAUCGAGCUCCAUCACAUUCCUCCUGUCUGUGGCGGAUAGGAUGAGAGGAUGGCGCGGAGGAAAGAUGCUGAUGCUGAUGCUGAUGCUGCUGCGGGCGGACAGAAGCUGAUACACGAGGAGGAGGAUGCAGAACUCUCCCUGGAAGAGAUUUUACAUCUGUACAAGCAGCCCAUCAAUGAAGAGCAGGCGUGGGCUGUGUGUUACCAGUGCUGUCGCUAUUUAUUGGAGGAAAAUCGCGGUUCCGAUGGCUUUGCUGGUUCCGAUGGCCCGGGAGAUGUGAGGAUUUAUAAAGACGGAGCUGUGCGGUUACAUUCCGGAGGUACUCCUAAUCCCCUUCGAUCGUCAACACAGGUGAUCGAGUCUCUGGGCAUUAUGAUCUAUAAGGCUCUGGAUUACGGCCUGAAAGAGAACGAGGAGCGCGAGCUGAGUCCUCCACUGGAGCAGCUCAUUGACCUCAUGACGAAUGUUGCCGACACAGAGAGCGACUCCUGCCCUGAUGAAGGCUACGCUGCCACUGAGGAAGAAGAGGAUGAUGCAGAGGAGAAUCUCGACCAUCCCUGCCGUAUCCGCAGUUACCAUGACAUCAUCAAGCUGUGCACCCUUCACCUGCCGACCCCUGCAGAUGCGCCCGCUCACUAUCAGGCCGUGUGCAGAGCUCUCUACACCGAGACCAAAGAGCUCCACACCUUCCUGGAGAAGAUCAAGAGUGCCAAAGAGAAACUGCGUAAGAUGGAGGGUGACACAGUCGACCAUCCGGGCAGGGAGCUAAACGAGUUGCAGAAUGCUGAUUGGGCGUGCUUCUGGGUGCAGGUCAUGCGAGAUUUGAGGAACGGCGUGAAGCUGAAGAAGGUUCAGGAGCGGCAGUUUAACCCGCUGCCUAUCGAGUUCCAGCUGACGCCUUACGAGAUGCUUAUGGAUGACAUUCGCGCUAAACGCUACAAACUACGCAAGGUCAUGGUGAAUGGAGAUAUUCCUCCCAAGUUAAAGAAGAGUGCUCAUGAGAUCAUACUGGAGUUCAUCAGGUCCAGACCCCCCCUCAACCCCGUAGCGGCACGCAAGCUCAAGCCGCAGGCUGAACGUCCUCCCAGCCUUCAUGAACGCAUUCUAGAGGAAAUCAAGUCAGAGAGGAAGCUGAGACCCGUAUCGCCCGAUCAGAUCCGGAGGAGUAGAUUCGUAAUGCGACCUCUUAGCAUGUCUCAGAGUUUUGAUUCAUCAGAUGUGUCAUCUUCUGACAGUGCGAGGAAAGCCUCCAGCAUGCUGUCAUUGGCCAACGGCGUGUCGCUUCAGCAGAACAGCUCGGGCGGUUUUCAGAGGAAGCGGCUUCAAGCACCGACGCUGUCUGAGCUCACCAGCUCAGAUUCAGAUGAUGAGACCAUAGGUCAAAGGACAGCCAGCUGUUCCAGCAUGUCUACAUCGAUGGUUGACGACACAUCACCAGAAUCUGUCUUGGGAAAAAAGACUCCGCCCAUGUUCCUGCCCAUCUCAUCCACCCCGCAGCCAGAGCGACGGCAGCCCGCCCAGAGGCGGCACUCCAUAGAGAAGGAAACGCCCACCAGUGUACGCCAGUUCCUGCCGCCUUCCAAAAAAAGCUCCAAAUCUUUAGAGGAAUUUUUUUACCCGGUCGAGUGUCUGACUCUGACGGUUGAGGAAAUCAUGCACAUUCGGCAGGUUUUGGUCAAGGCAGAACUGGAGAAGUUUCAGCAGUAUAAAGACAUCUACAAUGCUUUGAAGAAGGGGAAGUUGUGCUUCUGCUGUCGAACGAAAAGAUUUUCCUUCUUUACGUGGUCGUACACCUGUCAGUUUUGUAAAAGGCCCGUGUGUUCACAAUGCUGUAAAAAAAUGCGUCUGCCAUCGAAGCCCUACGCCAGUCUACCGAUUUACUCACUGGGCCCGUCCACUUCCACUCUAAAACGGGAUAAAGCGUCCCACAAACCAGAGAAACCCAGCACGAGCCAUCGUCGCCCCAGCCUGCAGAGAACUAUGUCCAGAUUAUCGAAGCAUACGCGACAGUCGUCCUCAUCACAGGAGGAGAUGGAGUUUCCGAAAGAGCUGACAGAAGACUGGAACGCCAUGGAGGUUUGUGUCGACUGCAAGAAGUUCAUCUCUGACAUCAUCGCGUCCAGCAAGCACAGCCUCUCUCUGGCCAACAAGCGUGCUCACUUUAAACGUAAGACUCAGUCCUUCAUCGUGUCCUCUGAGAAGGGUGCAGAAUACCGGCCGUCGGAGAGAACGAUCCAUGAAGUUUAGACAAGCCACGCUCAUGUAUAGAUUUGGACAGGUUAAUCGAGAGAUCGGUCUGUUGUACAGAGCCAAUUAUCAGCGUGUAGCAGUUCUUUCGUGCACUCAAAGACGUGGUUAGUUUUCUAUUUUGUGCUCUAACUAUUGUACAAUGUGACUUUCUCUGUAUCUGCUGUCUUCAUACAGGAAGGACGUGUAGUUUGUUAAAGUCAACAUGAAAUUACAUUUGCGACCCAUUUUACUUGCAGGGUUCCCAGCUUGUGCUACAUGUACAAAAACAUAUUAAUGUUCGGGACUUGGGAUGGGUGUCAAAUACACAAAUUUGUAUCGUUUUGUCACUGCUGGCGGCUGUGCAUUGUGAAACAUCAACGGUUGACUGUCAUGAACGAAGCCGUGUCACGUACAUUCAGUGAUGAUGGUGGAACGCUGAUUUUUUUUAUGAAUUCACAUUUCCCAGGACAUUUUAUGUGCCCAAUGAGUGUAAUAUUUAAGCAAAAUCACAUGAGAGGUCAUGAUGCAUAUCUGAAUUAUGUAUUUGACAGUUUAAUUACAUUUUAUUAUCAAAAUGGUGUUUAAUCAGAUUAAAAUGGAAAAAUUACUUAAUUAUUUACAUUUUUCAACAUAACAUUGCAUUAUUUUUUUUCAAAUGAAGUGCUUUUAAACAACAUAUAUUUUUGUCAAAUUAAGUGCUGCACAACAGAACAUCACAGAUGUGAAAUAUUGUUUUAUUAUUAUUAGUUUUUACAUUUAGAGUCCCACAGCCACUGGGGGUUGCAUCAGGAAGGGCAUCCGGCGUAAAACCUGUGCCAAGUCAAAUAUGCGGAUCACGGAUGGCGACCCCUUAAGGGAGCAGCAGAAAGAAGAAGAUUAUUAUUUAAUUACAGUAAACAUUACAUUACUAUACUAUACAUGUUUCACCAUUUCACGCAUCCAUUUAUAUCAAGCUUUUAUUUUUUGAAUAAGCAGUUCGCUACAUGGCCCCUUGUCAUUAUAAAACCCUCCAAAAAUGUGAUUUAAUUAAAUAAAUAUAUAGUCUGUAUGUGCUGCACGCUUCAUAGUGCUCUGCUUUCUGUCUUCUAUUAAAAACACACACAAGAGCGUGUGUGAUGAUCAUGAGGUGUUUUUUGUGUAUGAGCGACCAGCUUCACACAUUCAUUUUGAAGCGUGCAGCACAUGCAGAUUAUAUUUUUAUUAGGGCUGUUGAUUUUACAUGUUAAUUCGGUGCAAAUAAUUAUAUAAAAAAUAAUGCAUUAAAAAAAUUUACGCAAUCAUGUCCCCGGACCGUAAUAAGGAAUAUUCCUUCCAUAUAAGCAAUUCAAGCUUCUCCAGGGGGCAGUAAGCGAAACUCAGCUAAUACAGAAAACAAACCACACUUACCGAAAGCAGACGACACAAGAUAAGAACACAUUCUUGCGUACUAACACAGCUUGAUGGAGCGCAAAUCCGAACACAGGGAUCUCAAGACAUGUUUUUCUAUGUUUCAAACUUAAUUUAACUUGACACAGCGGCCCAAAAACGGCAUGUUUAUGACGCGACACAACCAAGACGCUCCAAUAGCAUCCGUCAGACACAGAUGUACAUUGACGGGUCCUUAAGCAUGCACUUAUUAAUAAAUCUCGGACUGAUUGACAAAUCCAAUUGCAAAAUGGAUUGCUGUGAACUGUAGGCCAAUGAUUGGCUUAUGUUCAAUAAUAUGGAAUUAGAGUGACUCCAGUCAGGCUUCCUAAGCAACCAGUUGGCCCAGUUGCUAGGGUGGGUAGAGUCACAUGGGUUAACCUCCACGUGAUUGCUAUAAUGUGGUUCUCGCUCUCGGUCGGGAGCGUGGUGAGUUGUGCGUGGAUGCUGCAGAGAAUAGCAUGAAGCCUCCACAUGCACUAGGUCUCUUACUGCGCUCUAAGUCCUCAUGGUGGCAUAGUGACUCUCCUCAGUCCGGGUGGUGGAGGAGGAAUCUCAGUUGCCUCCGCAUCUGAGACCGUCAAUCCGCGCAUCUUAUCACGUGGCUUGUUGAGAGCGUUACCGCGGAGACCUAGUGCAUGUGGAGGCUUCACGCUUGGGAAUUGGACAUGCUAAAUUGGGGAGAAAAUAUUAAAUAAUAAUAAUAAUAAUAAUGAUAAUAAUAUGGAACAUAAUAUGCAAUAUUAAACAAUAUAUUGCAUUCUAAACACACUUUUUGUAUUAUCUUUUUUAAAGCGUCACUUGUGUGCCUAAAUAAUGUUAUGCAUUUUAAUUUGCUGUUUUAUUAUUUUUUUAAAUAUAUUUUUUAUUUAUAAUUAUUUAAAUAUAAAUAUUUAUAAUUUAAUCAUUAUAUAUUGAAUUAUUGUUAUUUGAAGGGCUUUCUCAACAAAUAUUUAUGUAUGUGAUUAAUUGCGAUUAAUUCGAUUAAUUAAUCGGCAUUCCAUGUAAUUAAUUUGAUUUAAAAAAAAUUAUUGAUUAACAAUAAAACCCUAAUAUUUAUUCAAUUAAAUCGCAGCAUUUUGCGGUUUAAUAAUCAUACUAGGUUAUACAGUUGUGCUCAAAAGUUUGCAUACCCUGGCAGAAAUUGUGAAAUUUUGGCAUUGAUUUUGAAAAUAUGACUGAUCAUGCAAAAAAACUGUCUUUUAUUUAAGGAUAGUGAUCAUAUGAAGCCAUUUAUUAUCACAUAGUUGUUUGGCUCCUUUUUAAAUCAUAAUGAAAACAGAAAUCACCCAAAUGGCCCUGAUCAAAAGUUUACACACCCUUGAAUGUUUGGCCUUGUUACAGACACACAAGGUGACACACACAGGUUUAAAUGGCAAUUAAAGGUUAAUUUCCCACACCUGUAGCUUUUUAAAUUGCAAUUAGUGUCUGUGUAUAAAUAGUCAAUGAGUUCGUUAGCUCUCACGUGGAUGCACUGAGCAGGCUAGAUACUGAGCCAUGGGGAGCAGAAAAGAACUGUCAAAAGACCUGCGUAACAAGGUAAUGGAACUUUAUAAAGAUGGAAAAGGAUAUAAAAAGAUAUCCAAAGCCUUGAAAAUGCCAGUUGGUACUGUUCAAUCACUUAUUAAGAAGUGGAAAAUUCGGGGAUCUCUUGAUACCAAGCCAAGGUCAAGCAGACCAAGAAAGAUUUCAGCCACAACUGCCAGAAGAAUUGUUCGGGAUACAAAGAAAAACCCACAGGUAACCUCAGGAGAAAUACAGGCUGCUCUGGAAAAAGACAGUGUGGUUGUUUCAAGGAGCACAACACUUGUUGACCCCUCUCCAAACAUAGCACUUAUGGUUGUGAACAUAAAGCUCUAUUUUGGUCUCGUCACUCCAAAUUACAGUGUGCCAGAAGCUGUGAGGCGUGUCAAGGUGUUGUCGGGCAUAUUGUAAGCGGGCUUUUUUGUGGCAUUGGUGCAGUAAAGGCUUCUUUCUGGCAACUCAACCAUGCAGUUCAUUUUUGUUCAAGUAUCGUCGUAUUGUGCUCCUUGAAACAACCACACCGUCUUUUUCCAGAGCAGCCUGUAUUUCUCCUGAGGUUACCUGUGGGUUUUUCUUUGUAUCCUGAAUAAAAUAAUUGCGUUAUCAGCUGAAAAUCAACAUUAUUAUGUUUUGAUAAAAUAACUUAUUUUUUAAACUUGAAACAUCAUUCAAAAUAAGACCAGGAACAUGUGUUAAGAAAGUAAAUAAUGUCAAUUUCAUGUUGACUUUAAAUGUAAAUGUUUGUGUGAUGAUGCCGCUGAAAUUCAUUCUGUGUGUCUGAUUUUGGUUGUUCAUACGAACAAACAGUCCUUGUAUUUAAACCGAUAAGCACAAAUACGCCACUGAACUCACGCUGAGUGAAAAUUAAUGAGCAGGAAGAUGAUAAAGGACGUUUAGGCCUCCUACAAGCAGAAUAAAAUGUUGUUUGUUAUUGACUUUAAUAGGUUGGCAGUGUGUAUAUUUGUACAGUGUAUGUUGCCCAUAUCUAGGUGAGAUUUGACUGUAAAUAACGCGUCUGCCCCACAAGUCAUAUGUGCCCAAUUUUAUUUAUUUAUUGACAGGUAUGUUAAGGUUAGCCAGAGUUUAUAAGCAUAAAGAUUUGCAUUUAUUUGUAUUUAUAUUUUUGGUGUAAAAUGCUUUUUAAGUUAGGUAAUAUGUACAGCUUUUAAAUUAGUGUUUAAAAUAGUUUGUUUGAUGAUGAUGAUCGUGAUGAGCCGUGGUACCAAAAUCUCAUUCCAGAAUUGUGAAGCGUUCAGACAAUGAAAUAAUACGUUAUUGUGUGUGGUCAAAUGGCUUUGUGUUUUUCACUCAUCAUCCCUCUAAAUAUCUUUAAAUAUCGUCUAAAUGCGUCAAUUACAAUGUUACGUGCACCAAAUAUAGAUUUACAUUCAACGACAUCAUGCUGUAUGUAAAAGAGCUGUUUUUCUAUUUUUUAAAUCUAUUUUGAUUGUAUAAUUGUGUUACUAUGUUUAUAGCUGAUAUCCAGCAACUUUCUUUUUUAUAGUUUGUUUCAUUCAUUAUACUGUUGUGGUAAAAUAAAAAUAUAAAAGUGCACUCAAAAAAUAUAUUUUAGCCUAUUUUUAAA